This is a messenger RNA of Arvicanthis niloticus (Nile rat), 1890 nucleotides long. RefSeq names its product C-type lectin domain family 4 member F (gene Clec4f). NCBI's taxonomy places the organism in Eukaryota, Metazoa, Chordata, Mammalia, Rodentia, Muridae. The record is from RefSeq and is a predicted model, not a curated record.
CAGGCUUUAGAAACCAGUGGCAAGAACGGGUGCAGGAGGAUGAAGGAGGCAGAGCUGGACAGAGGUAUGGCUAGAUUCUGGACAGACAACCAGUGUGUCUCCCUACAGCCCCAAGGACUGGGGCCUAUGUCAGCCGCUCCCAUGGCUCCCAGGACACUGAGGCACGUCCAGGCCAUUAUGGCAUUAAUGGUGGUGACUGUGUUCUUCUCUCUCCUUGCUCUUUUUGUGGUGGCUUCACAGCCUUGGAGACGUGAGCAGAAUGAAGAUCUUUCCUUCAAAGCCCUAUUUCUGGGAGCCAACGACUCUGGACAUGACAAUUAUUCCCAAUUUGACAGGGAGGCAGAGUUGCAAGAGGCUUUCCAGAGGCUUCAGGGCUAUGAGGAGAAUUCUAGCAGCUGUCUCAAGGAGAUACAGAUAUUGAAGUACCGAAUGGACAAUGUUAGUUCUCAGGUGCAGUUGCUCGGGGGUCAUCUGGAGGAUGCCAGUGCUGACAUCCAGCAGACAAAAGAUGUGCUGGAGGGUUCUGGAGCCUUGGCUUUGGAGACCCAGGCUCUGAGAAACUCCUUGGAGGUGGCCAAUGCUGAUAUCCGUAGUCUGAGAGAUGAUUUGGAAAAGGCAAAUGCUAUGACUUCCCAGACCCAAGGUCUCUUAAAGAGCAGCACAGAAAACACCAGCGCUGAGCUCCACGUGCUGGGCAGAGGCCUGGAGGAAGCCCAGUCUGAGAUCCAGGCAUUGAGGGGAAGUCUGCUGAGUUCAAAUGACCUCAGCUUCCAGACCCAGAGCGUUCUCCAGCACAGCAUGGAUAACAUUAGCGCUGAGAUCCAGGCUGUGAGAGAUGAUAUGGAAAGGACUGGUGAUGAGAUGAACUCAUUAAAGAAAGAGCUGGAAACACUCACUGCUCAGACUCAAAAGGCAAACGGCAACCUGUUGCAGACAGAUGCCCAGAUCCAGGGGUUGAAAGCUGAACUGAAAAGCACCGGUUCCUUGAACUCCAAGAUUGAGGUGGUCAAUGGCCAAUUGAAAGAUGCCAGCAGAGAGUUACAAACUCUGAGAAGGGACCUGAGUGAUGUCUCAGCUUUGAAGUCCAACAUCCAGAUGCUACAGAGCAAUCUUCAGAAGGCCAAGGCAGAGAUGCAGAGUUUGAAAACAGAUCUGGAGGCUACCAAAACUCUCACUGCCAAGAUUCAGGGGGAACAGAGUGGCCUGAGGUCCCUGCAGGAAGCUGUGGCUGCACAGAAGCAAGAACAGAUGAUUCAGAAUCAGGUUCUCCAGCUUGUCAUGCAGGACUGGAAGUACUUCAGUGGACACUUUUAUUACUUUUCUCGUGACAAGAAGUCAUGGCACGAGGCUGAGAAUUUCUGUGUGUCCCAGGGAGCACACCUGGCUUCAGUGACCUCUCAGGAGGAGCAGUCAUUCCUGGUACAGAUCACGAAUGGUGUGUACUAUUGGAUCGGGCUCACUGACCAGGGCUCAGAGGGCAACUGGCGCUGGGUGGAUGGGACAUCAUUCAACUAUGCCCAGAGCAAAGGGUUUUGGGAGAAAAAUCAGCCUGACAACUGGAGAAAUGGGAGAGGGGUGUUUGAAGAUUGUGUCCAUAUACAUAAACUGUGGAACGACAUAGCCUGCGGGUCCGCCUACCCCUGGGUGUGCAAGAAGUCCACAGAUUGGUCUAUGGCCAGGAUGGGCCAGAACUGAGUCUUUCCUCCUGAGACUCCUACAGCCUUGAACUCACUUCAGGGCUUCUUGUGUCCUGUGUUGCCCUGUUGUUUUGCCAUUUGAAAUAUGCUUCCCUCCUUCUUAAAGAUAAGCCCUGCGUGCUGGUGUCCCCUCAGUGCCCCAACAUGUCUGCCCAGAUAGGCCCUCAAUAAAUACUCACUGAAUGAACAGAAA